Molecule: messenger RNA, 1297 nt
Organism: Podospora bellae-mahoneyi
Lineage: Eukaryota; Fungi; Ascomycota; Sordariomycetes; Sordariales; Podosporaceae
Exons: 3
Coding region: 234-1064 (276 amino acids)
Source: RefSeq, a predicted model, not a curated record
CGAGUCCUUCUCCCAUGAUAUCCAGGGAAAGGACGGACGCACAAUCCAAUGCCCACCGCCACAAGAUCUCCCAAAAGUCGACAGGGCCAGUCAUUGAAUCUCUCCUCGACAACAUUCUUCCCAACAUACCUACCUAUCCCCUACAUCUUCCACGCCAAAUCCAAUCAUCUCACACCAUAUAACCCGCGACGUCUCUCACAUUGGUUCCGUCUGUUUUCAUCAAUCUACACAUCAUGACCUUCCCACGCUUUUUGGGUACUCUCCCCACUCUCCUAGCCGUACUUCCUGCUACUUCGGCAAGCCCUGUCCUCAUCCCUCCACGGCCCUACCUGCACAGCGUCCUCAACUGGAACACCACAUUCCAAAACUCUAGCCUUCUGCUACCCUCUAGCCACGCCAAUGCCACCUUCACGUGUGGAUCUCGCUCAGAUACACCCAUCUACACUUUGGGAGAUGUGGAUGACGGCGGCCCGGGCGUGACAAUGCGCGACGCCGACUACAGCAACACGCACCAAAAUCACUACUACUUUUUGUACGAAAACGCGCGUGAUGAGACUCCGUGGAAGUAUACAUUGCUCCAUCCUGGCGAGACAGUCUUCAUUUCGGUCUGCCCUACCUUUUCAGGUCGCAUCGUUCGUGGCAGGCUGGACGAGAACCUUGACGGGACGGCCAGGCACAAUCUGGGAACUUGGAUCGAGGUGGCUUGGGAAGCGCAAGACAAUACCACGGCGUCGAACUCGUCAACGCGGUCUUGGGGAGACGUCUCGCUGCUUGAGGGGUGUGAUGGGGGAGCGGUGAUGCUUGCUACGGAUGGGAGUGCGGUGGUGACUGGGUUCAGUCGAAACAUUCUCAGGGAAGCGCCAGAGGGUGCGCUGGCGAGAAAGGCGAAUGGGAGUCUUGUGCUGGGCAAGACUGUUGGGUCUGAGGCUAAUGAAGAGGCGAUGAGGUGGGAGCUCAAGGUGUUGGACCCGUUGAGGGAGGCUUUUAUUGUUGAAGAUGUUAAGCCGGUGAUUGUGACAGAGAAUGGGAGGUGGGAUUUGACGUUUUAUGCUGGGAUUUAUUGAUGACGGGGGCUUACCAGGUUUUGCUUAGGAGUUCAUGAUCUUGAACGGGGGCGGGAGGUUGGAUGAUGUAUAAAGAGAUGGGGUUUUGGUUAGAGAGGGUUUUGGGUUUUUUAUUCGAACUUGUUUCAAAUUGAAUCUACAUGAAAUGUAAGAGGUUGUUUGGAUAAUAGAGAUGAUGAUUUUGGUUACAUGAUGUUGCAAGUGGGCUUCGAGAAAGCUUGACUCCUCUGGGC